Messenger RNA from Galeopterus variegatus (Sunda flying lemur), 1110 nucleotides. RefSeq names its product lymphocyte antigen 9 (gene LY9). NCBI's taxonomy places the organism in Eukaryota, Metazoa, Chordata, Mammalia, Dermoptera, Cynocephalidae. Gene Ontology annotation, cellular component: external side of plasma membrane. The record is from RefSeq and is a predicted model, not a curated record. Gene Ontology annotation, biological process: T cell activation.
AUGAGGAACAAGGUAAGGCUCUCCUUCUCUCUCUCUGCUGGACUAAGAGCCUCUGGAAAGAACUCAGCCCCAACAGUGGUGUCAGAGAUCCUAGAGGGUUCCGUGACUCUCUCACUAAACCUCUCAGUAGACACAGAGAUUGAGCACGUCGCCUGGAUUGGUCCCCCAAAUGCUCUUGCUUUAGCAUACCCCAAAGGAGAUGUAACCUUUAUGGUCAAAGGCUACUAAAGCUGACAUCAGAACCUGACCCUGAAAGAUGCAGGAUCCUGCAAAGCCCAGAUAAACCAAAAGAAUUCUGAAGUCACCACUGAGGAGGAAUCCACCCUGCACAUCUAUGGUGAGAUCCAGAGAGCUUCAUCUCAGGCACCCUGAGUCACCACAAAGUCUGUGAAGCUGUAUGAGAAUGCCUUCUGUAACAUCACCCUGACAUACUUUGUGAAAGAAGCAGGAAAAGGUGUUCUGUACAGUUGGACCCCAAGGGACCCCCAUGCUUCUAAGUGCUACAGAGCCUCCAGUCUCACCAUCUUGAUGCCAUGUGACCCAAAGCUGCCAUACACUUACUUGCACAGCCUGGAACCUGGUCAGUCCCAGCAGCUCCCACCCUACCGAGGAACAUGCAGAGGAGGAACAAUGGGGGAGACAAUGGUGGGGAACCCAGGAAAUCCAGUCACCCUGCUCCUGGCACUCCUGGCCAGUGAGGACAUAGAGAAUCUGGUCUGGAUAUUAAACACAUCUAUUACCCACAAAGAAAGUGAGGAAGCAGCAACAGCAGAUCUGUUCAUUAAAGCCAAGGAUCCUGACAAGAACAGGGUGUGCGUCUCUGGCCAGGACUACUCCUUGAAGACUGGCCAACCAAAGACGGAGGACGCUGGCCCUGCCAUCUUAGAGGCCUCUAGAGUCACCAGCCCAAAACAUAUGACUCUACUCUGCUACCGGCCUGAAAGAAACAUGAAGCUUUGGGUUGGGAUCUCCCUGAUGGUUUCCAACCUUCUCUGCAUAAACUCAGCCGCAAUUUACUGCUCCAUACAGAAGUCUCAGACUGUGGCGCCACCACCACAACAGAAUGAUCUUGAGUUUGCUGAAAUCCCUACCUAUGAAUAUUUCACUUGA